AUGGGUCGUCGAAAGAUUUUGGGAACAGUCACGCUGCAAUCGGGGGGCUCGUACACAGGGUGGUCGGCUUCUGGCGUCUGUUCCCGCGAGGUCUUGCAGCAGAAAUUUGAUCAAGCUCUGACGGAGACUCGUGCGACCACGCUUUACGCCGAGACAACAAAAUGCCAUAUCGAACGGAUGGAAAAGUAUUGGACCGAAUAUUGUGCUAUCUUCGCUCUUGAGCCACACGAGACACUGAGAGAGUGUCAGACUGCUCGCAUAGAGAACUUCCUCCACUGGAUAGUGACAACCUGCACGAUCAAGAAAACAAGCACUGUCACAACCUACUGGCGGCAACUGAGCCAGCUACACAUCACUUGGUGGCAAUGUCGGGUCUCACCCCAAACUCUGAAAGAGGUCUUCGUGUUCAUUGAAGGUUCUUUGACGAAAGAAUAUGGCUUGGAUAACACCGAAAGUGAGAAGCCACUGCUCGAGGCCGAAGAAUUUAUCGAGGUCAUACAGUAUCACUGGGCCGCUGACAUCAACGUCUUUCCCAACGAGCGACAACGUGUCCAGGUUGCGGCCAUUCUCCUGCUGGCCGCUUACACUGGCUCGCGGCCGGGGGCACUUCUCAACAUCACCUAUCGUGACCUACGCCUGUAUGUGGAGAAGCACCGCAAGACUGGCAAGCAUGAGCUAAAGCUUGCGGUAACACUGACGAAAAUUAAAUCCGGGCAGAAGCGGAAACGGCCGUAA
Messenger RNA from Talaromyces stipitatus ATCC 10500, 735 nucleotides. RefSeq lists its product as uncharacterized. The coding region runs from base 1 to 735 and encodes 244 amino acids. Lineage: Eukaryota; Fungi; Ascomycota; Eurotiomycetes; Eurotiales; Trichocomaceae. The transcript has 3 exons. The record is from RefSeq and is a predicted model, not a curated record. Gene Ontology annotation, molecular function: DNA binding.